AAAAGCGCAGGCAGCAAGUGAGCUCAACUGCUGAAUUCCGGGUCGGAAUUCAGCCAUUCAGCUCCCCCAGCCAACCAGCUCCACUCCACGCGGCUGUAUUUAUAGCGCUUCUCCUCAGGGAGCGGAGUGGAGAAGGAGAGGCGAGAGGGGAAGAGGACAAGCACGCCAAUGUGCGACCAUACGGACAGCUCCAGAGGAAGAAGAAGAAGUAGUAGAAUACAGACAACGAGGAGAACGACGACGACGACUACCACUACAAGAAUCCUACGUUGAUGGCCUCUAGCUGCGGCAAGAAGAAGCCCAGAGUCCCAAUCAUUGCCUCCGUUGUCCCCUUCCUGCUCCUCCUUGUGUCUUUCUCCUUGGUCUCCGCGACGCACGGCGGCAACGGCACGCGGACGCAGGCGCUCUUCGGUGCCAGGGAUGAGCUGCGCGCGUACAGGAGGGUCAUGGCGCGAGCGGCCAGGAUGAAGAUGGCUUCGGUCAAGACAAUCCAGAGCCCCGACGACGGCGAUGCCAUCGACUGCGUGCCGUCGCACCUGCAGCCGGCGUUCGACCACCCGAAGCUCAGAGGGCAGAAACCCGAGGAUGAGCCUGCGGAGAGGCCCAGGGGCUCCGCCGCCGCCGCCGCGCAAGAUCAGGAGGAGGCCGUCUUCUUCCCGCAGGCGUGGAGCGACGGGGGUGAGUCGUGCCCCGAGGGGACGGUGCCGGUGCGGCGCACGACGGAGCGCGACGUGCUGAGGUGCAGCUCAGCCCGGCGGUUCGGGAUGAAGCCCCGCGCCAGCAACGUGCGGCGCGACUCCACCAGCAGCGGCCACGAGCACGCGGUGGGGUACGUGACAGGGGACCAGUUCUACGGCGCGAAGGCGAGCCUGAACGUGUGGUCGGCCAAGGUGGCGUCGGCGGCGGAGUUUAGCCUCUCCCAGAUCUGGGUCAUCUCCGGCUCCUUCGGCAACGACCUCAACACCAUCGAGGCAGGAUGGCAGGUGAGCCCUGAGCUGUAUGGAGAUAACAACCCGAGGUUCUUCACAUACUGGACGAGCGACGCCUACCAGGAGACCGGGUGCUACAACCUCUACUGCUCCGGCUUCGUCCAGACCAACAACCGGAUCGCCAUCGGAGCCGCCAUCUCGCCGACCUCGGUUUACAACGGCCGGCAGUUUGACAUCAGCCUCCUCAUAUGGAAGGACCCACGGCGCGGGCACUGGUGGCUGCAGCUGGGGUCGGGCCCGCUGGUGGGGUACUGGCCGUCGUUCCUGUUCACGCACCUGGGCGGGCACGCCAACAUGGUGCAGUUCGGCGGCGAGGUGGUGAACUCGCGCCCGUCCGGGUCGCACACGCCCACGCAGAUGGGGAGCGGCCACUUCCCCCGCGAGGGGUUCAACCGCGCCGCCUACUUCCGCAACGUGCAGGUGGUGGACUGGGACAACAGCCUCGUCCCCGCCGCCGCGCUCCGGCUCGUCGCCGACCACCCGGGGUGCUACGACAUCCAGGGCGGCUACAACCGCGCCUGGGGGAACUACUUCUACUACGGCGGACCCGGCAGGAACGUGCACUGCCCCUAGCCCGCCCCGAUCAAGAAGAAAGAUACACAGGUACACACACAACGGAUCGCCGUGCGCAUGCCGCCGGAGUUCACUGAUGAUCAACCAAAAAGGUUUCGGUUUGAUAUAUGUGAGGCUUCUUCGUUCGGCCUGUUUUUUUUUUCUUGAGUCAUGUAUACAUGAAGAAUCCACACAGAGAGUGUUUUGAUCACCAUAUGUAUAGUUAGAUCCAUGCAUCCAUAGUGUUUUGGUUUGUGUGCAUUAA
Phragmites australis (common reed) is the source of this 1806-nucleotide messenger RNA. Its product is annotated as protein neprosin-like. The record is from RefSeq and is a predicted model, not a curated record. Bases 273 to 1562 code for a protein of 429 amino acids. Lineage: Eukaryota; Viridiplantae; Streptophyta; Magnoliopsida; Poales; Poaceae. The transcript has 7 exons.